GGAGGGAAAAAUUAAAACAGCAGCAACAACAACAACAAAAACUAAACAAUAACAAAAAUUGUUUGUGUUUCAACAAACGGCGAUAAAGAACACAACAAACUUUUGUAUAUAUUUACAAACAAAAGUCCGCCAUGUGUGAAUGUGGCAUACUCUCCUCACACACAAACACACACGCACACACAUUCACUGGCGACUAUAUAAAUAAUAAUGGAUUAAACUGAAGCAGAAUGAAAUGCGAUUUUUUUUCAUUUUUUGUUCUGUUCGUUUACAUUUUCUCUAAAAAAGCAGUCAAUUUAAAAGUGAUUAACCAACGAGGUGUGUUUUAAACAGCGGCAUAUCAUUUUCCGACUCGGACAAGGAUAGGAAAUUUGGCCAAAAGAAUAUUGUGGCGGUAUUAAAUAAAGAAAAUUAACAGACAACAUGGAUUUAAAUAUUGGAGCAAUUGAUCUCAUUAAGCUGCUGGGAAAAUUCAUUGCACACAAAAGCCAACAGAUACGUCUGGCCACUAAGGAAUACGAAAUCAUAAAUACAUCGCUGGGCAAAGUGAAAGGAUUGAAACGGAAAACGCUCUACGACGAAGAAGAUAAAUAUUUCGCCUUCGAAGGUAUUCCCUUUGCCAAACCGCCUGUGGGCGAGCUAAGAUUUCGAGCACCACAACCGCCGGAACCAUGGCAAGAUGUUCUCGACUGUACCGAUUACAAACCGAAACCAAUGCAAUUUCAUUUCGUUCGACGAAUGAUAGAGGGUUCCGAAGAUUGUCUGUAUUUGAAUGUGUACUCGAAGAAGCUCACCAGCAGCAAACCCCUGCCUGUCAUGGUCUGGAUUUAUGGUGGAGGUUUCCAAAUUGGUGAGGCGUCUCGUGACAUAUAUGCUCCCGACUAUUUUAUGCAACGUGAUGUGGUACUGGUUACCUUUGCCUAUCGUUUGGGAGUGUUCGGGUUUCUGAGUCUUGAUGACCCCGAUCUACAAAUUCCCGGUAAUGCCGGUCUAAAAGAUCAAAUCAUGGCACUAAAAUGGGUGAAAGAGAACAUACACAAUUUCAAUGGGGAUCCGAAUAAUAUUACACUAUUCGGAGAGAGUGCCGGUGGGGGUUCUACACACCUAAUGUGUCUGACACCACGCACAAAGGGUCUGUUUCACAAGGCAAUUGCACAAUCAGGAACGGCUCUGUGUCCAUGGGUAAUUAGCAAUCCCACAAAUUGGGCCUAUCGGCUGGCCUGUCAAAUUGGUUACAAGGGCAACAACAACGACAAAGAGGUCUAUCGUUACUUGGCCAAACAAAGCCCCAGUCGUUUGGUGGCAAAAGACACAUCACUGCUAACCAAAGAAGAACAAUUCAAUCAUCUGCUCUUUGCCUUUGGCCCAGUCAUUGAACCCUACGAUUCGGAAGAUUGUGUUAUAAAUAAACCCAUCAAAGAAUACCUUUCUUCGGCCUGGUCCAAUGACAUACCCAUGAUGAUUGGUGGCAACUCUUUUGAGGGGCUGUUUCACUACAGCGAAGUUGUGAAGUAUCCCUACAAAGUCAAUGAUUUAACGGACUGUGUAAAUCUACUCCCCGAUGAUUUGAAAAAAUCCCACAGCCAGGAGGAUCUCAAGGCAAUGGGCCAACGUUUGAAAGAACUCUAUUUCGGGGACAAGAAACCCCAUGCCAAGGAGACAUUGUAUGAAUUCCUGCACCUAAUGACCCAGCGAACAUUUUGGCAUGGCAUACAUCGGGCGAUCAAAGCCCGUACAACCUAUGCUGCACCAACACCCACCUAUUAUUAUCAAUUUGAUUUUGAUUCGAAAUUCUUCAAUCAUUAUCGUAAUUUAAAGUGUGGUCGUCCCGUCAAGGGUGUCUGUCAUGCCGAUGAGAUAUCCUAUAUGUUCUACAACAUCAAUGCCGAGAAGUUAUCAACAGCAACAAGAGAAUAUAAAUGCAUACAACGUAUGAUUGGUAUGUGGUACAAUUUUGCUCUCACAUCGAAUCCGAACUGCAGAGAGAUCUCACCCACCACAUGGGAACCCGUGAGUGUGGACAACGAUCCAAAGCAGCCUUUUAAAUUGCUGAACAUAAAUGAUGAUGUGGAAUUUAUUGAUGUACCAAUGCAUAAGUUAUUAACUGUUUGGGAUAGUUUUUAUACCAAAGAGCCAUUGUGUUAAGAGUUACAAUUUUAAGCUUUACGUGAAACUUGCCAAAAAUUAUAGAGUGAUAUUUUGUAUAUUUU
This is a messenger RNA of Musca domestica (house fly), 2207 nucleotides long. RefSeq names its product esterase B1. The coding region runs from base 421 to 2142 and encodes 573 amino acids. The transcript has 4 exons. The record is from RefSeq and is a predicted model, not a curated record. Lineage: Eukaryota; Metazoa; Arthropoda; Insecta; Diptera; Muscidae.